This is a messenger RNA of Larimichthys crocea (large yellow croaker), 2335 nucleotides long. It is a transcript of the gene fus, whose product is annotated as FUS RNA binding protein. Gene Ontology annotation, biological process: regulation of DNA-templated transcription. Bases 112 to 1770 code for a protein of 552 amino acids. The record is from RefSeq and is a predicted model, not a curated record. Gene Ontology annotation, molecular function: RNA binding. The transcript has 15 exons. NCBI's taxonomy places the organism in Eukaryota, Metazoa, Chordata, Actinopteri, Sciaenidae.
GCGCCCCCUGUGGCCGCAGGAGGGACUGCAGCAGUGCGCCAUCUUCGGCUCCUCGGUUCCGUCUGUCGGUAAACAACGCGCUGACCGGGAGGCGGUUUCUCUGCCAUCGAAAUGUCGUCAAACGAUUAUUCCCAAACAUCCGCCCAGGGCUAUGGGUCCUAUGGCGGAGGUGGAGGUGGAGGCGGAGGUGGAGGUGGAGGUUGCGGUGCUAACCAGGGCUACGGUCAGUCUCCUGGCCAGAGCUACAGUCAGCAGGGCUACGGAGGCUACACCCAGAGCUCUGACAGCAGCCCUGGCUCCUACAGCCAGGGAGGAUACGGCAGCUACGCCCAGUCCCAGUCAGGAUACAGUUCUCCAUCUUCUAACCAGGGCGGUGGAGGAGGUGGAGGUGGAGGCGGUGGUGGUUAUAAUCACUCCACUCAGUCCUAUAGUCCUGGAGGCUACAGCAACAGCAACCAGCCCUCCAGCAUGAGCUACAACCAGCCGUCAUCCUUCUCUGGCUACAGCCAGCAGCAGCCUCCGUCUUCCUCAGGCUACGACGGCAGCUCGCAGGCUCCGGGCUACAACCAGCCACCGAGCACUGGACAGAGUGGAGGUGGUUACGGCAGCAGUGGAGGUCAGACUGGUGGCUAUGGGGGCAGUGGGAGCCACCAACAACCAUCCCAACAUGGAGGAGGUCACUACAACCAGCCUCCGAACUAUAACUCCCCGCCUCCACAGAGCUACAGUCAGCAGAGCCAGUAUGGUCAAGGUGGAGGGUACGGAGAUGAAAGCCCACCGAUGAGCGGAGGAGGGGGUGGAGGGUACGGCGGUCCUGAUGGAGGUUACGGUCAGGAUGGGCGCGGCGGCAGGGGCCGUGGGGGUGGAUUUGGAAGUCGUGGUGGCGGCGGAUACGAUCGUGGUUUUGACCGAGGUGGCCGAGGUGGACCAAGAGGAAGAGGUGGCAUGGGAAUGGGCGAUCGUGGAGGAUUCAAUAAGUUUGGUGGACCAAGAGAGCCGGGACAUGGAGGACCUGGCUUCAUGCAAGACCAGGAUAACUCUGAUAAUAACACCAUCUUCGUGCAAGGCCUGGGAGACGACUACACUGUUGAAUCAGUGGCAGACUUCUUUAAGCAGAUUGGGAUCAUUAAGGUCAACAAGAAGACCGGCCUGCCCAUGAUCAACCUCUACACAGACAGAGAGACGGGGAAGCUGAAGGGGGAGGCCACAGUUUCCUUCGAUGACCCUCCCUCAGCUAAAGCUGCCAUCGACUGGUUUGAUGGUAAGGACUUCAAUGGGAAUCCUAUCAAGGUGUCUUUUGCCACCCGCAGGGCUGACUUCGGAGGCCGAGGUGGUAUGAGGGGAGGUCGAGGACGAGGAGGGCCGAUGGGUCGUGGGGGGUUUGGAGGGGGUCGAGGUGGAGGCUUCCCAGGAGGCAAUGGGGGCGGUGGAGGAGGAGGAGGUGGAGGCGGCCAACAGAGAGCGGGAGACUGGAAGUGUUCGAACCCUAACUGUGGCAACCUGAACUUCUCAUGGCGUAACGAGUGUAACCAGUGCAAGGCCCCUAAACCUGAGGACGCUGGUGGGAUGUCUCCGAUGGAAAGAGGAGGUUACGGAGGAGAGCGCAGAGGAGGGUUUGACCGGGGCGGCUUCAGGGGCCGAGGUGGUGACCGCGGGGGCUUCAGAGGGGGCCGAGGAGGGGACCGGGGAGGGGACCGGGGAGGAUACGGCCCUGGAAAGAUGGACGCAAGGGGCGACCGCAGACAGGAGCGCCGAGGCCGUCCCUACUGAAGGACUAACAUCAAAGACCUGUGUGUGUGUGUGUGUGUGUGUACCCUCGUCCAUAGUGGGCUCGGCCCACACCUUUCACCUUUUCUAUAAGUCUGCAAACUUUGGUCUCUUUGGUGUGAAGAAAAAUGUGACCAUCCCUGUUUUUUUUGUUUGCUGUUGUUCAGUUAGUUCACGUCCAUCCACAGUCCUCCGUCUGCUCAGCGAGGCCUCAUUUAGAAAAAUCUUUAAGGUUGUUACUUUACUCUCCAUCACACACACGAGCAGUGUUCCCAACACCUCCAGCAGUAUUUUCUCAUUCCCGCCACAUGUCAUGCUCCCAGUGUGGUGAAUAUGAACAGCUGUGUUAGCCUCCAGUUCACUUCCAGCUCUGCACUGUGACGUUUUUAUCAAUCAACCUGAACCUGAAAUUUCUCUGGUUUUAAAUAUUUUCACUAAAAUUUCUCAAACGAGGCCUCAUGUCUCUGCAGAUGUAUUGAAUGUUUCUGUUGGUGUAUUUAUUAUUUAUGAUUAGUUUUUGUAUUGUGCAUGUGCUAGUUUUUAAAUGAAAGUGUUGAUACAAACCAAA